This is a messenger RNA of Ctenopharyngodon idella (grass carp), 3607 nucleotides long. It is a transcript of the gene f2rl1.2, whose product is annotated as coagulation factor II (thrombin) receptor-like 1, tandem duplicate 2. Gene Ontology annotation, biological process: phospholipase C-activating G protein-coupled receptor signaling pathway; positive regulation of Rho protein signal transduction; blood coagulation. Gene Ontology annotation, cellular component: membrane. Gene Ontology annotation, molecular function: thrombin-activated receptor activity. The transcript is spliced from 2 exons. The record is from RefSeq and is a predicted model, not a curated record. Lineage: Eukaryota; Metazoa; Chordata; Actinopteri; Cypriniformes; Xenocyprididae. The coding region runs from base 195 to 1376 and encodes 393 amino acids.
GUCAUGCGUGUGACGUCAUGCAGGUAAGGAAACUCGAUGCGCUUAGGUUACAGCCCUCUGCGAGUUAAGGUGUGUCCUUCCUUUUUUCAUCUCGACUAAAAACAUUUCGCGGAGAGGAACAGCUCAUACACAGCUUCAAGAGACAGACUGCUAUUCAACUUAGGAAAUAACUAAAAGUUUGAAAAACUCGGAUUAUGGCUGUCACCGCUACUUACCAGAUCUUGUUUUUUUCCGCAUUUAUGGUUUUUGCGUCGGCGGAGGCAGAGGCAGCUAAAGGCAAAGGACGAGGUUUAAUAGUCGUGGAGAAUCCUGAUUCAAACAGUGUGAUCAUUGAUCAGGUCACCGCAGAUACACUAAAGGGCAGUCUCACAACCGUCUUCCUGCCAAUUAUUUACAUAAUUGUUUUUGGAUUGGGGUUGCCAAGCAAUGCAAUGGCGAUAUGGGUCUUGCUGUUCAGGUCAAAGAAACUUCACCCUGCUGCCAUUUACAUGGGAAACUUGGCACUGGCUGACCUGAUGUUUGUUAUCUGGACGCCUUUAAAGAUCGCUUAUCAUUUAAAAGGAAAUAACUGGACUUUCGGGGAAGGGAUGUGCAAAGUGUUGGUGGGUUUCUUCUACGGCAACAUGUACUGCUCCAUCCUCUUCAUCACUUGUUUAAGCGUCCAGCGGUACUGGGUCUGCGCUCACCCGCUCUCCCAGCAGAGGAAAAACAACAAGUUUGCUAUCAUCGUGUCAGUGUGCAUCUGGAUCUUCAUUUGGGUCAGCACUACACCUUUGUACCUCUAUAAGCAAACAGUUGAACUCUCAGACCUCAACAUCACCACCUGCCACGACGUCAACCUUAUCAGUCGGGAGAACUUCGAGUUGGGCAACUUGUUCCUGGACGUUCAGCAGCCCUAUUACUAUUUCAUGGUGAUGGCAGGUCUUGUGUUCUUCAUCCCAAUGUUGGUCAUCAUAGCGGCUUACGUUCUUCUCCUACGCUCGCUUGGGAACUCUGCAAUCGAGGGCACUGCCAGAAAAACCCGCCAACGAGCUGUGGUCCUCAUUGUCACUGUGCUCAUAACGUUCCUGGUCUGCUUCAUCCCUAGUAAUGUGAUGCUGGUGGUGCACUAUUCUCUCCUGCGAAAAGGCUGGGUCAAUAACGGCUACGGCUUCUACGUCACCACGCUGUGCCUGGCCAGCCUCAACAGCUGCUUGGACCCUUUCAUCUACUAUUAUGUCUCAGAAGAGUUCAGGGAGCACGUCAAGAACACGCUGCUGUGCCGCAGCAGUCGUACGGUGGAGAGGAUGAGGGUGUCGUUCAGAUCGAUGAAGUACUCUAAAAGCACCAACACGUAUACUUCCAGCAAAGGCCAAACGGAGAGCAGCACCUGCUGAGAGCAGGUCGACAUGGACCAUGAUAGACAAGAGUUUAUGUAUUGAGUGGCGGCACUGUGGAUUUUACUUCACAUUCAUGCUCCGUGUUCUUCACUGAAUAACAUUGAAACUGUCGGAACCACAUGAAGCUGUAUGUAAUGAUAUUUUGUUUCAGCUGUGAGACCUUAGUAAACCCAAAGCUGAAGGAGCCACAGAGUUUGAACAGAACAACCUGUUUCUUCAUCACAUGACUGCAACGUUCAGUCUAAAGCUCAGGGCCGUGAAGUCAAAGCAGAUUCAUAAAACUUGAAGAGAAGCAUCCGAGCCAGAUUUUUCUGUUGUUACAUUUGAUAUUGUUCAGAUGGGCCUGGCAAAAUGAUAUUUAAUGUGAAUAUGUCAGCCCGUGACGGGUUAAAUGCUAUGCUUUAAAAUUUAAGUAUGUUUUAACUUUGUCUUUUAUUUUUUCUACUGCAUCAAACCUGAUCAGCAACUAUCUUUUGUUAGUCAAAAUUAAUAUUUUUUUUUUAUACCUCACUGUAUUAUAUAGCCAUAAUAAGUACAGCAGCUAUACUUUUGUGUGUGUUGCACGUUUGAAUAUGUUCCUAAAUUCAUGCAUAUUUGACAGUUUAAAACAACUGUAUCUCUGGAAACAAACCUUUAUUAUAUCUAUAAAGGAAUUCUAGAGUUUGGUUCCGUGUUAUUUAUCGUAUCAUAUAUCACAAUCCCCUUUUUUUAAUCAGACAUCACUGUACCUCUUCCCGGAAAAUGUAGCUGUUAAAACAUGUAUCCCGCUAUACCCCUAUAGGCACAAUUCCUUUUAAAUAAAUGUUUUGUUUCCUUGAAAAUGUUUUGCAUUGAGCUGAAUUGUUCGUUUCUUAAGAAUAAUUGAAUCAUUUUUCUAUUAAUAACUGUGUUCCUUGGACACCUGUGGAGUACUUUAUGUAUGUCUAUCGGUGAGUCAUAUGUUGUUGCUAGAAACUGACAAAUGUCACCAUCACAAACUAUGAAACUUGCCAACAAUGUGACAUAAGACUUCAUGAUGGUAUCUUUGAGGCUACAAAAUGUUAAUGUUCAAUUGGUUGAACACUUUUAGUAACUGUUUUGGGGAGACAAAAUUGUUUUUGAUAAAACAUUGCCUAAAUAAAUGUAAAACCAUUUACUACAUUUAUUACAUUCACUUUUAAAUGUGCAGGUCUAUGCAGUUUUGAUUAUGAGCAUGUUUCAUAUCAAAAAUCUCUGUAUGAUGGCACGUCUCACUGUAUCUGUGAAACUGCUGCUCUUGUGAAUUCACACUGUGGUCCUUUGAUUAGAGAUAGCGCAACACUGUCCACUCCCUGGUUUAGCAAAUGUUUAGCAUUCCAACUAACAAUUUCGUCUAUGUCUAUGGAAACCCUCUAAACCUGUUCAACUAGCUUUAGUCUUUUAACUGAACUUGACUUCAGGUUUGAACUGUUUUUUUAAGGGAGGGAAGCGUCUUUUUGGACAAAAAACUUAAAUAGAAUUUAAAUGUUUUAAAGAUUUUUUCUUUCUUUUUACAUUUUCAUCGUCUACCAGGUGAAAUGUAUGAGUCAGAUUUCUUAAAAAAAUUACUAGCACACAUCUGCUCGGCAAGUAGUUAAUAAUUUCUGCACCUCAUGCAGUAGUAAAAGUGAUGCCAGCUUUUAUAUUGAAUGAAACUGAUUAACUACUUUAUUGGCUUGAGUUGACUUCUACUUAUAAAAGUCCAUUUAGAGUAAAAAAAAAAGAAAAAAAAAAGGUUUUCUCAUUCACAAUUUAUUUAUUUUCAUUGUAAAUUUAAUCUACCGUUCAAAAGGUUGGGGACGGUAAGAUUUUUACGCUCACCAAGGUAGCAUUUAUGUGACCAGAAAUACAGUAAAAAAACUGUAAUUUUAUGAAAUAUUGUUGCAAUUUCAAAUAACUGUUAUUUAUUGUAUUAUUUUUUAAAAUGUCAUUUAUUUCUGUGAUGCAAAGCUGAAUUUUCAGCAUCAUUACUCCAGUCUUCAGUUUCACAUGAUCCUUCAGAAAUCAUUCUAAUAUGCUGAUCUGCUACUCAAGUAACAUUUCUUAUUAUUUUCAAUGUUGAAAAAAGUUGAAACAUUUUUUUCAGGAUUCUUUGAUGAAUAGAAAGUUCAAAAUACAUCAUUAUUUUGAAAUAGAAACCUUUUGUAACAUUAUAAAUGUGUUUACUGUCGCUUUUGAUCAAUUUAAUGCAUCCUUUCUGAAUAAAAGUAUUCAUUUUUUUCAAAAAAACA